Messenger RNA from Cheilinus undulatus (humphead wrasse), 3851 nucleotides. RefSeq names its product SMAD family member 4a (gene smad4a). Lineage: Eukaryota; Metazoa; Chordata; Actinopteri; Labriformes; Labridae. The record is from RefSeq and is a predicted model, not a curated record. The transcript has 11 exons. The coding region runs from base 509 to 2020 and encodes 503 amino acids. Gene Ontology annotation, biological process: cell differentiation; regulation of transcription by RNA polymerase II; transforming growth factor beta receptor signaling pathway. Gene Ontology annotation, cellular component: heteromeric SMAD protein complex. Gene Ontology annotation, molecular function: DNA-binding transcription factor activity, RNA polymerase II-specific; I-SMAD binding; RNA polymerase II cis-regulatory region sequence-specific DNA binding.
CUGUCGAGCGUGGUAGUGGGUGGAGAGGAUUUUUUGUUUAUUUUCGGGGCAAGCUAGCCAGUAAACGUGUAGCUGUUAGCUUACAUAAUUCUUUAAUAUAAUUUUAGAAAGAAAUAGUGCAUCUUUAAGAACGUACCUUAUGCUUAUUUUAGCCCUUAUUACUUCGAGAGGUAACGGACAAUCAUAGAAAAGAUUAGCGAGCUAGCGUGAAGUUGAUGUAGGGUUUAGCAAUAGCUGUUAGCAUAUGUGCUAGCUAGCAAAAAUAAUAUCCAAGGCAGGCUGGUUAACGUUAGAUAGCGUGGCUAGAUUUGGCUGAAAAAUACCCCCCCCCCCCCCUCCCAUUUAAUAUUUUCUGACGUUGGAACUGACACUACUGCGCUGAUAAAUCACUGUUUCUAGGCUUUGCCAGCAUUGCAUCAACAUUGCUUUCACCCUGACACUGCAUUCGCUAAAAGGUAUAGUGGAUACACCUGGAAAGUCUCCCCAAGGUUGAAAUCUAAGGAGCAAGAUGUCAAUCACGAACACUCCCACAAGUAAUGAUGCCUGCCUGAGCAUUGUGCACAGCCUGAUGUGCCACCGACAAGGAGGAGAGAGUGAAAGCUUUGCGAAGCGAGCUAUUGAGAGCCUUGUCAAGAAACUGAAGGAGAAGAAAGAUGAGCUGGAUUCCCUUAUCACAGCCAUCACCACAAAUGGAGCUCAUCCAAGCAAGUGUGUAACCAUACAGCGGACUCUGGAUGGGCGCCUACAGGUUGCUGGGCGUAAAGGCUUUCCCCAUGUUGUCUAUGCCAGACUGUGGCGAUGGCCUGAUCUACACAAGAAUGAAUUAAAACAUGUGAAAUAUUGCCAGUAUGCCUUUGACCUGAAAUGUGACAAUGUGUGUGUCAACCCGUACCACUACGAGCGUGUUGUCUCUCCAGGUAUUGAUUUAUCAGGAUUGACCCUCACAGGUUCAGCUCCACUCUUGGUAAAGGAUGAGUAUGACUAUGACAACCAGCAAUCUCACUCAAGCUCUGAGAGCCACCUGCAGACUAUACAGCAUCCCCCUUCAAGGUCUGGUCCACAGGAGACAUUCAGCAGCCCGACUCUACUCCCCCCAGCGGAGGGCAGCAGUUCGGCUUCAACUUCGGCUUUUUCUACCAUCAGCGCUGGGCCCUCAAAUCCUGCACCCAACUGGAGCCGAAACAGCAGCUUCACUCCUGCUGUGCCUCAACAUCAGAAUGGGCAUCUACAGCAUCAUCCACCCAUGCCUCACACGGGGCACUAUUGGCCAGUUACCAAUGAAAUUGCGUUCCAGCCCCCCAUUUCCAAUCACCCUGCUCCAGAGUACUGGUGUUCCAUCGCAUACUUUGAGAUGGACGUCCAGGUUGGCGAAACCUUUAAGGUUCCAUCCACGUGUCCUAUUGUUACUGUGGAUGGUUAUGUGGAUCCUUCGGGUGGAGAUCGCUUCUGUUUGGGCCAGCUGAGCAACGUUCACAGGACAGAGAACAUCGAAAGAGCCAGGCUCCAUAUUGGCAAAGGUGUGCAGCUGGAGUGCAAAGGUGAAGGAGACGUCUGGGUGCGCUGUUUGAGUGAUCACGCUGUGUUUGUGCAGAGCUAUUACUUGGAUCGAGAGGCUGGACGUGCCCCUGGAGAUGCAGUUCACAAGAUCUACCCCAGCGCUUACAUUAAGGUGUUUGACCUGCGUCAGUGCCACAGGCAGAUGCAACAGCAGGCAGCCACAGCUCAGGCAGCAGCUGCGGCUCAGGCAGCGGCAGUGGCUGGGAAUAUUCCAGGGCCUGGCUCUGUGGGUGGCAUUGCCCCGGCCAUCAGUUUGUCUGCCGCUGCAGGCAUCGGGGUUGAUGACCUGCGCAGGCUGUGCAUCCUGCGGAUGAGUUUUGUAAAGGGCUGGGGGCCCGACUACCCACGACAGAGCAUCAAAGAGACGCCCUGCUGGAUCGAGAUCCAUUUACACCGAGCUCUGCAGCUACUCGACGAAGUUCUGCACACAAUGCCCAUAGCUGACCCUCAACCUCUUGACUGAAUGAAAAGACAUGAACUGCACAAAAAAUAAAUAUCAGACUGUACUUUUAACAGACCACUUCACCUAUAGAUCUGGAAAGCCUAAGGAGUGCAACAACAGGGAUGCCGAGUAGGUCACAGGAGGCCGGCAGUAUACUCCAAACACCCUGCGAGCGGUUUCCAGUGCACUCCAGCUCUGCAAGUUCCUACAAACAGCUGCAGGAACGUGUGAGUCACUGGGAGUGGAAACAUGCAGCCAAGAGGAUGUGCAGGGAAAAUGAAGACAGUAUUGUGACGUCGAUCGCCAUUGUUUUGCAUUGAACAGCGCAGUGUUUCUAAAAAGCUGGGACAGAAGUACAACUUGAUGUGAAUAGAAGACAAAUAGACAAAAAAGUAUCACCUCAUAUGAAAGAUUUAUACUUGACUAUCAGUUAUUUCUGUGUUAACAUUUCAAUAUUUAACAUUUAUUGAGCCCCCAUGGCAAACAUAACACAACAAGGAGAAUACUCUGGCCUUGUUUGGAUGCAGCCCUGAGAUUAAGCCUCUCUGAACACACUAAACAUGUUUGCAGUUGGAGUAUACUGCCGCUUCUCCUCCAUUGGCUCUCUGCUGACCCUUUGGCUUCGUGUAUUUGGAAUCCCCUCCCUCCCCCUCCCAGAUCAGGACAUUUAUGUGAAGUCAUGUUACUCAUGUUUUUGUAAAAUGUAGUCUUGAAUAUUUUUCAAUGCUGACUGUACUUUUUUCAUUUAUAUUCCCAUUCUCAGUAGUUGUUUUUAAUCGCAUAAAGAGCAUCUGAGGAGUUUUAGCUUAUCUCUGCUUCUCAUUCAGCACCAUUAAACACCGUAGUCUCAUUAUUCUUCAACCAGGCAGGGCUGUUCAUGACAACUGGUAUUUUCUAUGAAAGUUUUACAAGCCUCAAACUAGAUUGACCUUAUUAAGAGGAAAAAAAUCAAAAGAUAUUGUUAUUGUAACACAUCUACUUAAUAUAAUUUGUCCAGUUUUGUUGAUUAGAUGCCCACAUAGUGUCCGUUAGCACUUUAUUAAUUUGCCUGAAUAUUUUGUCUUGUUUCAUAGUCUCAUGUGUGGUAACUUGUUGUACCCAUUUGAUUUUUUUAGCCUAGUUGUGAAAUUUUUCUUGCUAACAACAUUAGUGAAAACCAUGAAGAAUGUGUUUUCAGUAUCAGUCACACACAGGCUUGUACAGCUCAACAUCGAAUGUUUAGUCGAUAUUAAGCUCAAGUUUAAAUAGAAAAAUCUUAUUUAAACUCCCUACAGGGUGAUAAUUUGAUACUCAGAAGAUACAUUUUUAGCUGGUACAUCAUUUUAAUAUAACACAUGGCCACUCUUUUUAAAUUGGAGAAGUACUCUGACAACUACUGUAGAGUUUUAGACAACAGCUGAGUAAAGGAAGCAAGGAAUGAACUGUGAGAGGAAGUUUAAGCCAUAUCGAUGCCAAAUAUACAUCUAUUAAAAAAAGUGAGUAGAUUAUCAGGCAGAAGUCAUGUCAGUGUUGCGUCGCUUGUCGAAGCUUGGUUUUACCUCCAUGAAAAUGAUUUUAGUUUUUUGCUCAGCACUGUUGAUGAAAUAUUUUGGUAUUCGGAGCUCUGUUUACCUACAGCUGUUGCAGUAUUUUAUACUCUUUUGCUACCUUUACAGCGAGGAACCACCGGUCAUAUUUGAAAAUGUAAAAAAAAACAAAACAAAAAAAAGUAAUGCUGUUCAAUUUUCAGGAAAUGCAAGUUCAUACUCAUCUCUAUCUUUACAAUUAUGUCAUGCAUACUGAGUUUGAAUGAUAUUGGUGUUUACAUAUAAUAUGAAUAUGGUUGAAUAAAAUUUAAUGGGCUAACACAUGG